AUGUACGGAGGAGAUGAGGUCUCCGCGAUCGUCGUCGACCUCGGGUCGUCCACGGUGAAGGCCGGGUACGCGGGCGAGGACACCCCGAAGGCGGUGUUCCCCUCCGCGGUCGGCUGGCUCGAGCGCGGCGGCGACGUCGAGAUGAAAGAAGCGAAAGGAUCGAAGCGCGGAAGCAAAUCCAAGGGCGCCGCCGGCGACGCCGCCGCCGCGGCCGCCGACGACGGCGCCACGAAAGAAUACUACGUCGGCGACAUGAGCUACCGGCGGGACGGCAUGGAGAUGUGCUCGCCGUUCGACGAGAACGGCCUCCUCGAGGACUGGGACGUCGUCGAAGCCAUCUGGGAGCACACGCUGAAGAAGCGUCUCGUCGUCGAGCCCAACGAGCACCCGAUCUUGAUGGGCGAGCCCGCGCACACGACGCGAGAGAAGCGCGAGAAGAUGGUCGAGCUCCUCUUCGAGAAGCACAACCCGCCCGCGAUCUUCCUCGCGAAGAACCCGUGCCUCGCGGCGUUCGCGACCGGACGCGCGACCGCGCUCGUCGUCGACUGCGGCGGCGGCGGGACGACGGUGAGCGCCGUGCACGACGGGUACGCGUUGACGAGCGCCGCCACGCGAUCGCCGCUGGGCGGCGAUGCCAUCACGGACAUCGUGCUCGAGUACCUCGAGAAGAGCAAGAAGACGCCGGUGCGGCCGAGGUACGAGUUUAAGCGCGCGCCCAAGGGGGACGGCGAGUCGUUCACGAUAUCGGACGUGAAGUGUCCGAAGACGAGCGCUGGGUAUCGGCUGUUUAAGCAACGCGAGAUCGCCGCGGAUCUGAAGGAGACGGUGUUCCGGCUGUCCGACCAGACGUUCUCGGAGGAGGACAACCAGAACAUUCCCGCGGUGUCGUACGAGCUGCCGGACGGGAACGUCAUCGAUAUCGGCGUCGAGCGGUUCAAGAUCCCGGAGCUCCUCUUCCAGCCGCACCUGAUCUCGUCGCUCGGGUUGGGGAAGGACGCGCCAGAUCUGACCGACCCGGACGGCUCCCCCGCGAAGGGCCUUCCCGCGCUCAUCCUCGAGACGAUCAACAAGUGCGACGUGGACGUUCGCAAGGACCUGUUCGGGGGCAUGAUCCUCGCCGGCGGCGGGUCUCUGUUCGGGUCUCUGCGGGAGCGGUUGGAGGCGGAGCUUCACGACGCCGCGCCGACGAACGUGCGGGUGAAGGUGACGGCGAGCGCUAACAACGCGGAGCGGAAGUUCACGACGUGGAUCGGCGGGAGCAUCCUCGCGUCGCUCGGGUCGUUUCAGCAGAUGUGGAUGAGCAAGCAGGAGUACGAGGAGCACGGCGCGACGUUGAUCCAUCGCAAGUGUCCGUAGUUAGAGAGAGCGAGAGAGAGGACGCCGUCGUCGAAUGAACAUACUUCACAUUUUGCU
This is a messenger RNA of Micromonas pusilla CCMP1545, 1413 nucleotides long. RefSeq names its product actin superfamily. The record is from RefSeq and is a predicted model, not a curated record. The transcript is spliced from 3 exons. The coding region runs from base 1 to 1356 and encodes 451 amino acids. Gene Ontology annotation, biological process: regulation of transcription by RNA polymerase II; chromatin remodeling. Gene Ontology annotation, cellular component: SWI/SNF complex; NuA4 histone acetyltransferase complex. Gene Ontology annotation, molecular function: chromatin binding. NCBI's taxonomy places the organism in Eukaryota, Viridiplantae, Chlorophyta, Mamiellophyceae, Mamiellales, Mamiellaceae.